AAUGUCGGGUGUAUUGACUAAAGUCCUCCCCAGGACCAUAAACAGCGUCACUCUACAAAGUCCCCUUGGAAAUCCCAGUGGCACUCUGCAGGAGAAUGGGGAACAGUUCGGAAGAUUUGUCUCAAACCAAGAAUGGAAAUGCAGCUUCCACCUGGCACGAGGGGACCCCCGAAAUCAUCACCGAGAAUUCAUAUGGGAAGGAGCUGGAGAGCGAGGACAAGCGCCAAGCCACAGACACAGGGAGGGAGCAGAAAGAAUUCGACAUGAUCUAUAAAAUUGAAGAUGUGCCCCCAUGGUACCUCUGCAUCCUGCUUGGCUUUCAGCACUACCUGACCUGUUUCAGCGGGACGAUCGCUGUCCCGUUCCUCCUGGCAGAGUCCCUGUGUGUGGGAAAGGACCAAUACACAGUCAGCCAGCUCAUCGGCACCAUCUUCACCUGCGUCGGGAUCACCACACUAAUCCAGACCACGCUGGGGAUCCGACUCCCCCUGUUUCAAGCAAGCGCACUCGCCUUUCUGGUUCCUGCAAAGUCCAUCCUGGCCCUGGAGAAAUGGAAAUGUCCCCCAGAAGAGGAGAUCUACGGCAAUUGGACGUUACCGCUGAACACAUCUCACGUGUGGCACCCGAGGAUGAGAGAAAUCCAAGGGGCGAUCAUCGUGUCCAGCCUGGUGGAAGUGGUGAUCGGGCUUGUGGGGCUGCCAGGAGCGCUGCUCAGCUACAUUGGACCUCUCACCGUCACUCCCACUGUCUCCCUGAUAGGACUGUCAGUCUUCCAAGCUGCGGGGGAUCGUGCAGGAUCUCACUGGGGCAUUGCAGCACUAUCCAUUUUUCUGAUUGUUUUAUUUGCCCAGUACCUGCGAAAUGCGACCUUUCGGCUGCCUGGGUACAAAUGGGGGAAAGGCUGUAUUGUGUUCAGGCUACAGAUCUUCAAAAUGUUCCCGAUCAUCCUGGCCAUCAUGAUGGUGUGGCUGUUGUGCUAUAUUUUAACACUGACGGACGUUUUCCCACGCGAUGCUGAGGCAUAUGGCUACAAGGCCAGGACAGACGCCAGGGGGAAAAUCAUGUCAACUGCACCCUGGUUCCGCCUACCAUAUCCUUGUCAGUGGGGCUUGCCCACCGUGACGGCAGCAGCUGUGUUAGGGAUGUUCAGCGCUACCCUGGCUGGCAUUAUCGAGUCCAUCGGGGAUUACUAUGCCUGCGCCAGGCUGGCAGGGGCUCCAGCGCCACCCAUCCACGCUAUCAAUAGAGGCAUUUUUACAGAGGGGAUCUCCUGUAUCAUAGCUGGGCUGCUGGGAACGGGCAACGGCUCCACAUCCUCGAGCCCCAACAUCGGCGUCUUGGGCAUCACAAAGGUGGGAAGCAGAAGAGUGGUGCAAUAUGGAGCUGGGAUCAUGCUUGUUUUGGGAACCAUCGGCAAGUUCACAGCUCUGUUUGCCUCACUCCCUGACCCUAUCCUCGGAGGGAUGUUCUGUACAUUAUUCGGAAUGAUCACAGCUGUUGGCCUUUCCAACCUGCAGUUUGUUGACAUGAACUCAUCCCGCAAUCUUUUCAUUCUGGGAUUCGCAAUGUUUUUUGGACUGACGUUGCCAAACUACUUGGAUUCACGCCCCAAUGCCAUUAACACAGGUGUUCCUGAAGUCGACCAAAUAUUAACAGUGCUGUUAACAACGGAAAUGUUUGUUGGGGGUGGCAUUGCCUUCAUAUUGGACAACACCAUUCCAGGGACACAGGAGGAGCGUGGGCUGGUUCAGUGGAAGGCCGGAGCACAUGCAGACAGAACCACAGCUGCAAAUUUGAAAAGCUACGAUUUUCCAUUUGGAAUGAGUGUGGUAAAAAGGAUCCAGUGGUUCACGUAUGUGCCAGUAUGCCCUGUUUUCAAGGGAUUUCAUUCAAGGAAAAGGAAUUGUGACACAAUGGAAAAUGUACAAGAGAACACAGACAACCUGUUCAUAUGUACUAAGUGGAGAGAACUGCCCCUAUAUUUGCCUAACUAGUCCUGCAGCGUAACCCUGGAAAAGUUUAUGUUGGAUAGCUCUGCUACACCGACCAUCUUUCCUAUUGCCUGUUACAUUGAGCGUAAACUACCUUGGCCUUUGCCACACUGCUAUUUAAUGGACAAUUAAUAGUUAAGAUUUUUGCCAGGCGGGUGUUAGAAUUCUUGAUCUGUCAUGCAUGGAGGCCCAUUAACACCUACCUGAAUCCCUGAUCCAAUGGGCUGAGAUUCAGAACCUUUUGUUAGCACAGGCUCUGAUGGAUAGCAUCAAUGUAGCAAUGACCUCCAUACUCAGCAGUUCAUGACCAGAGUAAAGCAGCGUUUUUCCACCUUAUGAAGAAAGUUCUGCUAGACAAAUGCUGCACCAAUAACAGCUGAGCAACUACCUAACUUUCAAUAGUUUGCAUAAGUAUAAUUAGAUCUUAAAUAACUUAAUUAUGUCCAAGGAUGAACAGACAAGCUCAUUUUCUGAGCUGCCUUGGCUCUGCAGGGCUAAGAGAAGUAAACAUGAGAAAUUGACUCUGAACACAGGAUCAGAUAUUGUGCCCAGUCACUUUCCAGAAUUGCCUAGUAGGAAACUUCUGCAAGAAACCACUACACCAAGUCAUACCUGUAAACGCAUCUCCCUAGGAAAUGGAAUGCACAAGCACUGCAGCUUGACUAGACUGAAUAUGGAUAUGUUUAAUGCAAAGGUGAUCCCUCCCUGGACCCUGAUGAAUUGCCCUGUUAACACCAAAAUGCAGCUUGUGACUGGAUAUGCAAGUGUGCCUGAGCUCCCUUGCUGAUAAGUGAUAGGAUCUAAAAGGGGAGGGCUUCUAUGUGACUGACUAGCAACGCUCCCAGAGAACACCCACUGCCACUUUGAAUAUCAUUAAUAAACUUCUCAUACUACA
Molecule: messenger RNA, 2886 nt
Organism: Caretta caretta (loggerhead turtle)
Lineage: Eukaryota; Metazoa; Chordata; Testudines; Cheloniidae
Gene: SLC23A1
Product: solute carrier family 23 member 1
Biological process (GO): transmembrane transport
Cellular component (GO): membrane
Molecular function (GO): transmembrane transporter activity
Source: RefSeq, a predicted model, not a curated record